Molecule: messenger RNA, 1210 nt
Organism: Pelagomonas calceolata
Lineage: Eukaryota; Pelagophyceae; Pelagomonadales; Pelagomonadaceae
Source: the annotation of a GenBank genome assembly
GGGAUGAGCACGUUGGGCAGGCGCGCAGCGGAAUCGACGCGCUGCAGGGCCGCCGCAAGCUCCGGGCAGCCCAAGAUGGCCGCCCAGACGACAGUGAGCGAGCAGCGCCUCGACUGGAUGCUCGCGACGCUCCUGGAGAAGAUCACGGAGCGGGGCGGCUCCGUCUCCAAUCGAGUGAAAACGCUCCUGACGCGCUUCGACCUCGACAACAGCGGCGAGCUGGAAAUGGACGAGUUCCGCAGUUGUCUCGAAGAUUUCUUGGCCGGGCUGCAGGACUGCGAGUUCGAAGCUCUAGCGCAACGCUUCGACAGCGACGGGAGUGGUUCUGUCAGUAUCCCGGAGUUCACGGCAGAAUUAACGAAGCUCGCGCAAGAAAAGGAGGAGAACGGGGGCUUUCCGCCGGCGCGGCCGCCUCCGUCCCAGAAGACCACGAAUACGCGACGACCGCGAGCGUGUGGCUUGAGGAAGACGGACCCGUCGGAGUUCGAGGGCUACGGUGGUGGAUUGUCAUUUUCUGAGGCUAGUAAAGCCCCCACGCCGACGGCUGCAUUAGAUGUGUUCUUUGAUGAACUAAGGGCGAAGGCCAAGACGUUGGCAUUCCAAUCAUCGCUGCGAGAGGAUGGUAUUGAUGGGAAACUCCUCAAACGAAGUCUGGAGCGGCAGCGGAGUACACCUUCAGCUACUCACUUGACCGCGGCGCAAUUCGAAGAAGCAUUGGCCCCCUUCGGCGGCGUCUUUGACGAAGAGAACUGCCUGCCAGCUCGAGUCUGGGCGGCCUGCAACAAUGGGAACAUCGAGGACAUUAUGUCGAGGUUCAAGAAGGGCAACGCUCUGAGGGCGCGAAAUGAUGUCCCGAGGGAGGUGCUCAAAUUGAGAACUUUACUACUAGAUAAGUUCGUGGGCAUGGGCGGUCCUCUUCGCUUGGCCGUUAGAGAUCAAUUGACGAAGUACGACGGCGACGGGUCUGGAGAAUUGGACCGCGCCGAGUGCGCCAAAGCGUUUUCUGGGUUAGUUCCUGGUAUUGAGGAAAAACAAGUGAAUUUGCUGGUCGACGACAUCGAUACUGACGGUUCCCAAACGUUAACGGUCGACGAGAUCGAGGGCUACCUGCUGGCGGCGCAGUCGGCGCGCGACCCGCAGUCUACCUCAUUAGGGCUGAAGCCGAAGAAGCCCUUCUACACGGCGGAGGGGGCGCGGGGGCUGUAGGUAC